Molecule: messenger RNA, 405 nt
Organism: Budorcas taxicolor (takin)
Lineage: Eukaryota; Metazoa; Chordata; Mammalia; Artiodactyla; Bovidae
Product: coiled-coil-helix-coiled-coil-helix domain-containing protein 2-like
Exons: 1
Coding region: 1-405 (134 amino acids)
Biological process (GO): positive regulation of transcription by RNA polymerase II; mitochondrion organization
Cellular component (GO): mitochondrion; nucleus
Molecular function (GO): sequence-specific DNA binding
Source: RefSeq, a predicted model, not a curated record
AUGCCUCGUGGAAGCCGAGGCCGCACUUCCCGCGUGGCCCCUCCUGCCAGCCGCGCUCCACCGGCUGCCAUCGGCUCCCCUGCUGCUGCUCCCCGGCAGCCAGGUCUGAUGGCCCAGAUGGCAACCGCUGCUGCCGGCGUGGCUGUGGGUUCUGCCGUCGGCCACGCUCUGGGACACGCCAUCACUGCGGGCUUCAGCGGAGGAAGCGGUGCUGAACCCUCAAGUCCUGACAUCACUUACCAGGAGCCUCAGGGAACCCAGCCGGCGCAACUGCUGCAGAAUGGCCCCUGCUUCUAUGAGGUGAAACACUUUUUGGAGUGUGCCCAGAGCCAGGGUGACCUUAAACUUUGCGAAGGUUUCAGCGAGGUGCUGAAACAGUGCAGACUGGCCAACGGAUUAGCUUAA